Melospiza melodia melodia is the source of this 2785-nucleotide messenger RNA. RefSeq names its product gap junction protein beta 2 (gene GJB2). Gene Ontology annotation, cellular component: connexin complex. NCBI's taxonomy places the organism in Eukaryota, Metazoa, Chordata, Aves, Passeriformes, Passerellidae. The coding region runs from base 175 to 852 and encodes 225 amino acids. Gene Ontology annotation, molecular function: gap junction channel activity. The transcript is spliced from 2 exons. Gene Ontology annotation, biological process: gap junction-mediated intercellular transport; cell-cell signaling. The record is from RefSeq and is a predicted model, not a curated record.
GGCGGACCUUGGGGCAGCACGGCGCGCCUGUCGCGUCCCGCGUGUCCUGCCCAGCCGUGUAGGUGAGGUCCGCAGCGGUUUCCUUGUGUCCUGCCCAGCCGUGCCAGGUGAGGUCCGCAGCGGUUUCCUUGUGUCCUGCCCAGCCGUGCCAGGUAAAAGGACACAGAAGAGAAGAUGGACUGGGGAACUCUGCAGGGUGUUUUGGGAGGUGUAAAUAAGCACUCCACCAGUAUCGGGAAGAUCUGGCUCACAGUCCUCUUCAUCUUCCGUAUCAUGAUCCUGGUUGUGGCUGCAGAGAGAGUCUGGGGAGAUGAACAACAAGAUUUUGUCUGCAACACGCUUCAGCCUGGCUGCAAAAAUGUUUGCUAUGAUCACUUUUUCCCCAUCUCUCACAUCAGACUCUGGGCCCUGCAGCUGAUCUUUGUCUCCACACCUGCGCUGCUGGUGGCCAUGCACGUGGCUUACACCAGGCAUGAGAAGAAAAGGCGGUUCAGAAACGGUGAGAAAAUUGAUAUUGAAGAGCUAAAAAAUCAAAGGCUUCACAUUCGGGGCCCCUUGUGGUGGACAUACACCAGCAGCAUCUUCUUCAGGAUCAUCUUUGAGGCUGUCUUCAUGUACGUGUUCUAUUACAUGUACGAUGGGUUCCAGAUGCCCCGCCUGGUGAAGUGCGACGCUUGGCCCUGCCCCAACACUGUGGAUUGUUUCGUGUCUCGGCCCACUGAGAAAACCACAUUUACUAUUUUCAUGCUUGCUGUAUCUGGGAUCUGCAUGAUGUUGAAUCUGGCUGAGUUGUGCUACCUAGUGAUAAAAGUUUGCACAAAAGAAUCUGGGAAAGCAACAGUUUUGAAAUAAGUCCCCGGGUUCAGGAUUUACUGGCUCCCCAUUUCCCUUCAGCUUUCUUAGGUGUAAGAAAACAAUAAACAAUAUUUUCAUACUCAAGGAAAGGAUAAAAAAUGAAUGUUCUGUUGUGUUUUAAAACUGAUAGCCUCCCCGGGAAGCUGGUGCUAAGGCAGGUUUUAAAGAUCAGUAUUCCUGCAUCCACAAUUAGAGAGAGUGGCCUUCUGGCACCAGCUUCUCCAAGUAUGCCUACUGCUGGGAUCCUAUUGUUGGGACAGCUAGCUCUUCAAACACUGGGAGUGGAAAGGACCAGAGAAGGCUCUAGUGCCCAGAGGACAUGCAGGAAUCACAAACACACUGUGUUGGCUCAGAGGCAACAGAGUAUCAAAGACUUUUGGUGAAAAGUGCGGUAAAGGAUUUUCUUGGUGCACAUCACAGAUUUUGAGAAGGAAAAAGACAGGGAGGUGAUUGUGUUUAUACUAGGUGUCCUCUCUAAGUAAUCUGGAGGGCAAGAAAAUGGUGUAGGAACAAAGAUACUCUGGCAGUGCAUGCUGUCAGCUUUGCUGGGCACCAGCAUGUUUUUUUCUUCUCAUCUUCUUGCCUGCACUGAGAAGCAUUUCCUUAAGGGUUGGGGGUGGCCAGUGUCAGCUGCCUGUGAAUGCCAUUAGGUCAAUGCUGCCUCCCCAUAAUCACAAAGACUACAGCAGUUGGGAGGAAUGAAGUUAAUUUUUCAUUCUCUUGAUCAGAUGAAAAAAGGGGUUGUCACCUCUGGGAGGAAGGAGGCAGUGCAAUAACUUCUCUUGUUCUCUCACAAUAUGGUGUGAAGAAUCUUAGUACAGUAGACUUCAUCUGAUAAAGAGAUGUUUUACCAUCUGACUGUGCCUCACUCAGCUAUAUACUCUUAAAACUUUUUUUUCUAAUAAAAACCAAGAAAAAAAAGCCUUUUUUUUUUUUUUUUGUUCUGCUGGUUAUCCAAAAGAAGUGCUUCAAAUUACAACAUGAUAUCCAGUGCUCAUUCAAUUGUUCCUUUUUUUUCUAUCUAGCUCUUCUUCAUAAAGCCUUCUCCCUAUCUGAGGUGCCCUUCAAAUGAGUUGAGCAAACCACUCCCAGUCUCUCUGACAUUCCACAUAGUGAGAUUAAAUCACCAUUCCUUUUCUUAAAGUUGGCCUAGCAGGAAUUACAGACAGUUUGGAGAGCUAAAAUAACAAAGGGACCCAAUCACAAAUGAGAGGGAACUUGGUAUUUUCCUUAAAGUUCACACUGCUGUGCUGUAAAUUGUAUAUUAGUAAUUUGAACUACUAUAUGAGUCAGUCUGGUCUUGUCUCAAAAGGUGUUUUAUGUCUGUAAUGGGCAGCAUAUGGAACAUAGGGCAACGCAGUUGAUCUCCCAAGUGCCCAUUGAACCCACUUAUAGAAAGCUGUUUCUCCUCCUUAGCUAUAAUGACUGGCUUUUCUCAAAGGAAUGAGCACUAGCUCAGCUUCUCUAUUUGCAUUAAUCUUUUACAGUACAUUUAAAUUUGUCACUGUUGGAGUAAACAAAACUGUAUGAAUUCACUGUGCCCUGAAAGUGGAGCAUAAAUAGGCUUACCUUGCUUGUGAGAUACAUCCACUGUUACAACUUGACUGCAGAUGGCAAUCUGUCAUCUAAGAGGAAAGCAAGAAAACCAUAAAAACACCAUCCUCAGAACCAUGAAAACGUUAGAAGGUCAUUCAUAAUGAGCUGGACUGGAAACCUGGACUGUGAAAAUAUCCUUAAUUCAACUCCAAAGAACACACUUUGGUACAUACCAGGUUUGUGCUUGAUAGAGUUCCUGCAUUAUUCCAUUUACAUGUACAAAAAGAGCAAACUAGUCCCAGUGCUCUAGUAUUACAUUUCUUUUGUAACAAGAUUUUUUUUCCUGAAAUUACAAUUAAAGCACUUUUGUGGUGUCUGUUUUCUGUAUUACUUA